AUGUCGACGCUUGUUGACCUUUUUCGUGAAGCAGCGAACGGAAAGCACCGCGAUAAUAUUGUUGUUUGCGAUAGUGAACGCGAACUGAGUCUAAAAGAAUUGGAUUCCUUAUCUGAACAAAUCGCGAAAUAUUUCGUCCAAAAAUUCCACGCUAAGAAAGGAAAUGGAAUUGCGAUUUAUAUGGAUAAAUGCGCUAAUUAUGUGUUAGCAUAUGUUGCAGCGCUUAAAGCAGGCAUGUUUCUUUUUUCUCAUAUUCUCAUGUUAGAACGUUGUGCGUAUAUUCCAAUUGACGUAUCUUAUCCAGAAAGCUUGUUGAGGGAUAUUUUAAAGGAAGUAUCACCAGCUGUAGUUUGUACUACGGAAAAAUACCUCAAAAAUCUUCCAGAGGGAAUACCGAUUUAUACUUUCACUCCGAUUAAUUCGUCAUAUGAAAACAUUCAACUGCCAAAAGUCGAGCCGCAUGAUCGUGCAUACAUUGUUUAUAGUUCAGGAACAACGGGUAAACCGAAAGGUAUAAUUUGUCCUCAUCGUGGUGCUGUCGUAUCGUACCAAUUCCGUUUCUCAACUUAUCCUUAUGGAGAUGAUGAACGAGAGGCUUGUAACGUGUUCUUUGUUUGGGAAAUGUUUAGGCCUAUACUUAAAGGUAUUCCAAUGUAUAUAAUUCCUGAUAGCGUUAUAUAUGAUCCACAGAGUCUGUGCGAAUACUUAUCAGAAAAACUCAUAACUCGUAUGUUAUUUACUCCAUCGCUAUUAGAGACAAUUCUUGACACUCAAUCAGAUCAUUUCGUCAAAAAAAGUUUUCGCAGCUUCAGAACGAUAAUUCUUUGUGGUGAAGUGGUAACCAUGAAAUUACUUGACCGGAUCAAGAAACUUCUCCGUAACGUACAAAUUUUAAAUUUAUACAGCGUAUCAGAAUGUCACGAUGUUUCUUACGCAGAUUUGACAAAUUACACAGUUGCGUUAGAGGAACGAAAAUAUGUGCCCGUUGGUACUCUGAUUCCUGGUGUCAAAGUUGCUGUCUUUAAUGGGAAUCUUGAAAUGGUUCCAAAUGGUAUUAAUGGCGAGAUUUUUGUUGCUGGGCCAACUUUAGCGAUUGGAUAUGUUAAUCGACCAGAAUUGGAUCGGAUAAGAUUUAUGACUGUUCCCGAACAGUUUCAGCCUGAAUUGGGGGAGAGGAUGUAUCGAACUGGUGACUGGGGAUAUCUGCUACCGAAUUCCGGUCUAGAAAUUUGUGGUCGAUGCGAUUCACUUGUUAAGAUAAGAGGAUACAGCGUUGAAAUAAAGGCAAUUGAAUCCAAUUUGAACGAAUUAUCUUAUAUUGCCUCUUGUGCUGUGAUUAGUAUUGGUGCUGAAGGCGAUGAUAAAAAACUGGCUGCUUAUGUUGUUUUGAAAGAAACGGUAUCCAGAAAGAAAAUUCGUGCCGAUUUGAAACAGCGCUUACCUUUUUAUAUGAUACCGAGCUUUUUCGUAUUUCUAGACAAAAUUCCUGUCCUACCAUCAUCGUCGAAAGUCGAUAAGAAAGGUCUUCCACCAAUUAACCCAGAAGCAGACGUCAUUGAAGCCGAUUCAUUACCACAGACGCCAACUGAAAUUCGUUUGGCAAAACUGUGGGCCGAAAUUUUGUCACGAUCUGACAUUGACAUACAGGAAAGCUUCUUUGAUCUUGGCGGGCAUUCGUUGAUGGCAUCUCGAUUGUUGGGAAAAAUUCAACGAGAAUUUGGAGUUGAAUUUGCGAUGAAUGAUCUAUUUGCAAUGCCAACUGUCUCAGCGAUGGCUCGUUGCAUCGAUGACAGCGAACUGAAGCAUCGUGGACAAAAAAGAAAUCUUGCUAAGGCAGUCGAGAUUCAUGAUUUCAAAUACCAAAUAAUGGAUUUACAUCUAAGAGCAUUUUGGCGAUCUGUAGGUUGGACAAAUCGCUAUUACAAUGGAUUAAUAUUGCUUACGGGCGUGACAGAUGUUGUACUUCUUCGUCUUGGUUUGUCGGAAGAGGAUUAUACUUUCCUUUCACAUGAUGUUGAUACCGUGAUACAUGCGGCUGCAUAUGUUAAUCUUAUAUAUCCAUAUGAAGUAAGAUCUAAUACCGUAUUUAAAGCUCUACAAGGUGUUAAUGUACUUGGAACUAGAAAUCUUCUCGACUUUUGCCACAGAAAUAAAAUUAAAAUCCUACAUUAUCUGAGUACCGAUGCCGUAAUUCCGGAAGAUUUGGAUUACGCUGAUGAGGAUAUUGACAGUAACAGUUGUGAUAUUGAUGAUAGAUUAUGCGGUGGGUAUGCGGAAACAAAAUGGGUUGCUGAAAAGCUUGUACAGAGGGCUGAAUCUAGAGGAUUGCCUACAAUUAUUUAUCGACUUGGAAAUCAAGCUGCAUCAAUGCUAACCGGAAAAUGGAACAGUCUUGAUUUUAUCUAUUUAAUGCUAAUCAGCACGAUUCGAUUAAAAGUUUCGCCAAAAAUUGAUUGGAUGAUGGAAAUGACACCGGUGGACUUCAGCUCGUCUUUUAUUGCAAGAAUGGCUACUGAAAGAUUUAAAUCGGGAAUCGGAAAAAUUUUUCACUUAAUUAAUAGUAAUGCAUUAAGUUGGAACCAAGUCAUUGAGUGGAUGCGCAAAUUUGGAAUCGCUAUCGAAAUUGUCUCAUUUAACAACUGGAUUCAAUUAGUAAGUGAUGAUCCGGCACCUGAAUCUCAGCAAUUAAAAAAGCUUAUUGAUGGAAUGAUAAGAGAUGAAACAUAUUUUGCUGCUUCGACGAUUUAUCGACGAACAAAUACGGAUCGCGAAUUGAAAGAAAUCAAUUGUACUUAUCCGAUUAUAAAUGAGACUUUGUUUCGAUACUGGCUAGAAAUUCUAGUUGAUAAAAAACUUAUCAAAACUCCAGGGCUGAGCCUUGAUAUGGAGGGUAAAGUUUGCAUAAUUACUGGUGCAAGCGAAGGUAUAGGAGCUGCAAUUGCAACAGAACUUGCUCUAAAAGGUCAACUACGUGUAGUUUUAGUUGCAAGGCAGACUCAAAAGUUGGAAGAACUGGCAAAAAAAUUGAAAUCGAAGGGAUGCCAUGCUUCCAAUAUUUUAAUCACCAAAUGUGAUAUAACAUCAAUUUCGGAUGUCGAGAAUAUGGUCGAUUGUACUCUGAAAACCUUUGGUAACAUCGAUGUUUUAGUGAAUUGUGCAGGUUGCAUGUAUUAUCAGCUAAUGAAAAAUGGUGGAAAAGAGGAAUGGGACAGGCAAAUUGAUGUGAAUUGUCGUGGGACGACCUACUGUAUCGGAACUGGUUUCGCUGGUUUAGCUGUCUAUUCUGGAUCGAAAUUUUAUAUAGAAGGUAUGACACAGGCUCUACGUCAAGAAGUCCUUGAAUAUGGCAUAAGAAUCACUAAUAUCCAACCUGGAGAUGUGGCGACUCGACUUGCAAGUCGAUCAAUCGACCAAGAGGCUCGCACAAAAUACGAUUUUUCAAUGGCCGGUCAUCGAAUUCUCGACACUAAGGAUAUUGCUUCGACAGUUUUAUUUGUGAUAAGCCAACAACCACAUGUUGCUAUUAAUGAAAUAUUAAUUGAACCUCAAGCUGCGCCAAUUUAA
Molecule: messenger RNA, 3564 nt
Organism: Dracunculus medinensis (Guinea worm)
Lineage: Eukaryota; Metazoa; Nematoda; Chromadorea; Rhabditida; Dracunculidae
Source: the annotation of a GenBank genome assembly